Molecule: messenger RNA, 1829 nt
Organism: Folsomia candida
Lineage: Eukaryota; Metazoa; Arthropoda; Collembola; Entomobryomorpha; Isotomidae
Exons: 5
Coding region: 394-1638 (414 amino acids)
Source: RefSeq, a predicted model, not a curated record
AUGCGUGGCUGACAGAUCAAAGUUACUUAAUUAGAAAGUCUAAUUUAGAAUCCCUUUGCAUUUUGCGGCCAAUUAAUACCAUCGCCGUCGGUAUAUCGCUGUUGGUGUUUUUUAGUCCAUUCUUUAUUGCGAUAUCACCACUAAAUCGGAGGAACGUAGUAUAAAAUAGAUUCCACCUUGUCGUGGAGUCGUUUGGAAGUGCGGAUAUUUUAGUCCUUCUUAUCUCCUGGAGUUCACACCUUAUCUUGAGAAAGCUCAGAGUGCUUGGCGAAGCGAGCGUCCUUGCGAGCAAGGCGUCCUGCAAAGCCUACUUAAGGAGCCACGACUGAGGGUUUCUGCUCAUUCUCUCUCUCGCCACCGUGGAAGUAUAAAGAAACUUGAAGAUUUCUUGCCAUGGCGAAAACACGAUCUUCUGGACGAGUUUUGCGAUGUCGUAGAAAGUCGUGCGGGAACGCAGACUGUUGUGUCGAUGUAGAAAAGGCAGUUCUAAAAUCAACGAAAAGGGAAACGAAUCAAAAGGCAGCAUCAAUUAUUAAAAGACCUUCGACGUCAAGCCCCAUCUGUACUUUUCAACGUCGAAGUUUAACCUCUGCUCGUCGAAUCAAAACAUGGUCAUUUGUUGAUUUGGCAAAGCUUAACCCUGGGCAAUAUGGAGCUUUUGGAACGGCAAAAUGGUUUCGGUCAUGGACAAACUUCAUCGAUGAGCCAGGGGUCGUCCACCAGGAAAAUGUGAUGAUAUGGUUUGCGCAAUUGAAUGAAAUUUUUCGUAAUUCGCAAUAUGGGAACUCCGAGACGGCAAAGCAAAACAGUCAGCCGACCAGGAAUCAACAGAUCAAGAAAGAAAGAUCGUCAUCAAGAAGCGAGGAAAAAUUAUUCUUGAAAAAAGAAGAAACCCCGUCCUUGCGGAAACAGGAAAAAUCUUCCGUGCAAAAGGAGGAAGAAUCGUUCCUGCGAAAGAAGGAAAAAUUGUCCAUCCAAAAAGAAGAAUCGUUCUUGAAAGAAGAAGACACGCCGACAGUAAAGAAGGAACCACCAACUGUAAAGAAAGAAUCGCCAAAAAUAAAAGUAGAAAGAAGAUCAUCGUCGUCCUUGGAUGAUGAGGGAAUCUCCAUUCAGCUGUCGGCCUCUACUACGGAUGUAUCUCACGGAGAUCAAGCUGAUGUCGAGAGUUUGGAGCCAUCAACCGCACCCCCGGGAGAUUCCUACACGUACUUUGCCGUAGUUCCGGAUGGCCAAUAUACUAUAAUUGAUGGUCAAGUCAUUGAGGACUUAACUCACCUAACAAGAUUUAUUGGGGACGAUCAAAGUGCUGCUUUGGCUUGCUACCAGCUAAUCAACUUAGGCAAUGAAGGGGUCAAUGUUGGACAAGGAGCCGAGACUAGCUUCGAACCAGACUUUGGACAAGGAGCCGAGACUAGCUUCGAACCAGACUUUGGACAAGGAGCCGAGACUAGCUUCGAACCAGACUUUGGACAAGGAGCCGAGACUAGCUUCGAACCAGAUUCGGGAGUUGAUUUAUCAUUUGCAGAGAAUUACGAUGACCCACUUUUGGAGAUUUCACUUGAGGAAUUAGAUAAGUACUUUGAAGGGGUUUCCACCGAGGAAAUGCUUAAAUUGGUGGCAAACUGUCAGCCAUGAAUACUAUUUGUAUUAAUUAUCUUGAAAAUUUAAGAUUAUUGACAUGACCUGAUUAGUAGUAUAAUAGUUUAAAUGUACAAAUGUUCAGGGCUUUAAAAGUAACAAUAUGAAUUUCAUGAGUCUUUAGCCACUGGUGUUCUAUUAUUUCUAACAAACACAAUCAAUUUGACAAUAAAAUGAACUAAAUAUUG